AGUUAUCAUCAUCAUCAUUAUUAUCACUGCAGCGUACCGAAUAACAGAACAACGAAGCACUUUUAGAGACUUGUCACAUUUUCGACUCAAGGGUCUCGUUCCAUAACCAUGGCAUUAGAAAUGCAAAAUUCAAACCCCACCAUUCUUAAUGAUGCAGAUCUGCCUACUCGUCUUGAUGCCCGGACCUUUCGCAAGCCUGGGGCUUAUGGGAGUGGACCCAUCUUUACCUCUGCUCCUGCGGACUCCAACGAUUUCUUUACUAUUGGUUGCUAUUCAGACACAGAAGGUGAAGAUGACUUAUUGGAGGAACCCAUAGAUGAACAGGAAAUAUAUGACCUCAUAUCUACAAUAUCCGAUCCAGAACAUCCUAUAUCCUUGGGAGCUUUGGCCGUCGUGUCCCUUCCAGACAUAUCCAUCAACCCAUGCCUCCCGAGCAACCCUGAUUCACCUCUUAGAACAGUCACAGUUCUCAUAACGCCGACAAUUACCCAUUGCAGCUUGGCCACUGUAAUAGGCCUCGGCGUCCGUGUUCGGCUAGAACAAGCAUUACCCCCGCGAUUUCGAGUUGAUGUACGUAUCAAAGAGGGCACUCACAGUACCGCUGACGAAGUCAACAAACAAUUGGCUGAUAAAGAGAGAGUGGCUGCUGCAUUGGAGAAUGGGACGUUGAUGGGUGUAAUCGGAAAGAUGCUGGAAACUUGCCGGUGA
Messenger RNA from Monascus purpureus, 708 nucleotides. Lineage: Eukaryota; Fungi; Ascomycota; Eurotiomycetes; Eurotiales; Aspergillaceae. The record is from the annotation of a GenBank genome assembly.